GAGAUCGACAAUAGCUGACUGGCGUUUACCAUAUCGUUGUCAGGUUGCUGCUCCCAAAUUUUGUCAUCAUGUCGGCGCAUGACCAAAUGCGUGCUAUGUUGGACCAAUUGAUGGGAACGGCCAGAAAUGGGUGGAGCAAAGAGCGACACAAAGCUUAUUCUUGACAUGGUGGAAAUCACUGCGACCACGAAUAAUCGAGCGGCAGAGAAGGUAUCUACAUUUCGGCUUGGGGUGCUGGUUGUGACGAUACCAGGUUCCGGGUGAAGUUCACCGAUCCAAGGGUGUGUAAAAGCUUUCUCCUUUCCUGCUGUCCCCAUGAAAUUCUCUCCUCAACGCGAAUGGAUUUGGGAGAGUGCUACAAAAUUCAUGACUUGGCCCUUCGAGCUGACUAUGAACAGGCUUCGUUGACCAAAGACUACUUUUACGAUAUUGAUGCUAUGGAGCACUUGCAGUCUUUCAUCACAGAUUGUGAUCGCCGUACAGAAUCUGCUAAAAAACGUUUAGCUGAGACCCAAGAGGAGCUUAGUGCUGAGGUGGCAGCCAAAAUGAACAAAGUUCAUGACUUAGCAGAGCAAAUUGGGAAAAAGCUGGCAAAAGCUGAAGCUCUUGGUGCUGAUGGAAUGGUUGAGGAAAGCAUGAAACUUAUGGAAGAAGUUGAAGAUCUUCGUAAGACAAAGGCAGCAGCUGAACAUGAGUAUCGUAAUUCAAUGCCAGCCUCGAGCUAUCAGCAGCAGAAAUUAAGAGUUUGUGAAGUGUGUUCAGCUUAUUUGGGUAUAUAUGACAAUGACCGAAGGUUAGCUGAUCACUUUGGUGGGAAACUUCAUCUUGGUUUUAUAAAAAUCAGGGAGAAAUUGGAGGAUCUCAAGAAAACUGUUGAAAGCAGGAAAGAGAAACGCAGAGAAGAGUGGGAAAUGGAGCGCGGCUCACGGUAUGGUGGUGAGGGUGGUGAAAACGAAUUUGCCAGAGAGAAUGAGCGAGAACGAGAGAGAUACCGUGAUAACGAAAGAGAUCGUAGGGAUAGAUACAGAGAAAGUGACAGAGAGAAGAGGAGACGUAGGUCAAGAUCAAGGUCACGAUCACGAGAUAGGCGACGUCGACGUUCAAGGUCAAGGGACAGACAUUACCGAUCUCAUUCUCGUUCUAGGUCACGAGAUCGUAGGAGCCGAGAAAGCUCAAGGAGGUCACGAUCAAGAAGAACAAGAUCGAGAGAACGCCGUACAAGAUCUCGUGAUCGAUCUCAAUCAAAAGACAGAAGUUCAAGGGACAAGAUUGUUCGUGAUAUUGAGGAAAAAAAGAUUCUGCCAGAUUUACCUGAAGAGGGUGAAGUUCAAGACAGGAGAGAUGAAAGUCUUGAACAGGGAGAAAUCAGAGAUGACCAUGAUGGUGUGGAGUGAAUCCAAUGACCUUUUGUUUUUUUUUGAGGAUCACAUUGCAAUGAUUUUUGUGACCUUAUUAUCAGUAUACUCCAGAUACUUGUUUUAUUCAUUAUGCAGGAUGUGUUUGUCUUUUGGACACAAAUAUAUUUGAAAAAUAGUUUGGAAGUGGUGAGGUAAUUUGUCAGGCUGAAAACUUGUAUUAAUAAAAGAUGUGUUUUAUCCAUUAAGCCUUAGGGAGACUGAGCCAAGUACUUUUGUAAUACUGUUGGUAAUUGGUAAUGCUUUGGUUGUUUAAUUUUAAUCUGCAAAUUGUACAAUAAAGGAUAUAUGUAGCAUAAUUGCCUACCUGAACAAGUUUACAUAUAAUUAUGAACUAGUGUCAGGGUAGAAAUUGCUUGCCAUUGUGUAAAUGAUUAAGACUACCUGAAACUGUGAAACUCAAAUGUGACCAUCACCGACUCCAAAUAAAGGGGAAAUGUACAAGAUAAUGUGUUAAUUUUCAUGUUGACUGCUCGUUGUUUUGUGUUAAUUUUCAUGUUGACCGCUCUUUGUUUGUAAUUUGAAGGCUACUAGUAAUUUAGAUAUUUUCCAUUGAGAUGAGAUUUCACUAAAGAGAAAUGUUUAAUAUUGAAGUGUAUAAUCAAUUUGGGUAGUCUUCCAACUUGCAAUGACUCGGUUAAACAUUACACAAACUUAGUGUAUAUAAAUCAUAAAUCAUAUUUAGCAUGUUGGAUGUCACUAUAUUGUGACAAUGUUAGCACCCUAAUUUAAUGUGUUAGUACUAUAUCAGAUGCAUCUUUAAUUUGUUCAUUUAUUUUUUAUACGUACUUUAUCAGAUGCACCUUUAAUUUGGUCAUUUAUUUUUUAUAUGUAUCCAAUACUUCUACAUAUCUAUGAAGAAACAGCAUGACUGCAGUACAAGGUGAAUACAUUUUAAAGUUGUGGAGAAAAGCAGAGUAACAUCUUGGAAAUACUUUCUUAAUGUCAAAACUAGUUUUAUUUUAUGGAGUGCACUGAUAAUCAUGGAAAAGAAAGUGUGAUGGAAUCUAGGUGGUGAAGUAGUUAAUUGUGAGGCUGCAGUUGUUAGUUAUGAACCAUGUCACUGCAAUGGUAUUGCAUGUCAUGGUAAAAUUUAAGACUCAAAAUAGGUACAGGCAGCCCGUGGUUACCAUCGCCAUCGGUUAGCGGCAUUUUGGUUUUACGUUGCUUGUUAAAUACGUAUAUUUAUAACUGGGUUUUACACACUGUAGGGUUUAUAGUGCCGUUGUCUGGUUAUCGGUUUCCUAGGCUAGGUGCCGAGACCGCCUCUUAAAAUACAAACAUAAUGAAUAUGCAUCUUUUCCUCUGCUCUUGUAAAAAGUUAUCAUUUAUUUUGCAGUAUCCAAUAAUACUGUAUGUAGUCUUGUAUUACUAUUUGUGUUAUAAAAUACAUACAAACUGAUCAUGUUUUGGUUUGGAAAAAUCAGAUGAGGGCAGAGGUAAGAUUAUUACGCCGCAUUUAACUCUAUUCAGCAAUUUUCUUGCUUUUAUUUAGUGUAAAUUAAUCUCCCAUUGUUAAGACUGAAGGUUUGUUUGCGUAUGAACAAAUGAAAAAUUUUCUGUGACAGUUAGUAUUUGUCAUAGCUACAAACCUAAGGUCUUAACAUUUUACUGCCCACCUCUAGCCGCCCCUCUGUCAUCUUAUGACAUCCAGGGUUGGGAAAGACUAAACGUGUUGGCGUGGGGUUCACAGGCUUUGACCAACUUUCACCCGAUCCGGUUAGGCGCUAGAAAUUUAUCCUAUUGUUAAGACCUCAGGUUUGUAGCUAUGAAAAAUACAAUUGUCUUAAGAAAAUUUGUCAUUUUUCGUUAAUGGAUGGUUUCGGGAGCAUGAUAUUUCUUUGUAAAAAAUACUGAUUACGUACAUUCAUUGGCGUGAAAACAAUAAAAUGUGUUCUUUCAUGGCCAGUAUUUUUUAUUAAAAUACUUUUUUCUCCACUAUUACUUGUGGUAGAGUUGCAUCCAUGUUGCUGAUGCACAAUAAUUUAAAGUCAUUAGCAGUGUGAACCUUUUGUUUUCUCAGCUUCAGCUACAACUGGAGCUUAAAUUUAGUAGUACAUACUAGUAUAUUUCCUUCCCAAUAUUUUCUCAAUGCUAAAUAAAGGUAUAAUGCAAAAUUAUUCAAGUCCUGUUGUACUUGAUUGAUGUCAUUUGUAACAUAACUACGGUAAUUUUUUCUAUCGUACAAUGGCCGAAAUGCAAGCAAAACAUUUAUCAUCAGAUGCGGUUCGGUUGUUGUAGCAAAAAAACUUAUCAUUUAGUUGUUUAUGGCUGCAGUGUUUUAAGUAAUGAUUAUUAUGGUACUAAUGAUACUUUUAAUCAAUCUCAUUUUCUUUUUUAGCUGAUUUAACUAGAAGAUAUAAAUAAAAGAUAUGUGAAAAGUCUCUCUCUCUCUCUUUGUCUUACUAGGCCAAGAUUUUCCAGUAAGUUCAUUGAAUCUAACAUUAAAAAUUUGUAUUACUGCCAGGCAGGCUAUAGUAAAUGAUUAAGCAAAUGAAUUCGAAAUUUUCUUUAGAGUUAUUACAUAGGGCAAAAUAACGGGGUGUGACACUGCCUAAGGCAUCGUUAACAAGUCUAAGGCACCGUAAGGUGGAUUGUGACACCCGUAGACGCUUGAAUUUUGGUUAGAGGUGAAUGUUGUUUAGCGUUGGGCCUCAAGGAACGGAACCCCUGUGGAACCCUUGCCGUUAACCGGCGGCUGCCUGUACUGUUUUUCUAGAAUAUCACAUUUCAGAAUCUUAAAUAGUGAUAUAAUUUCUAUUAAUUUUAUUGGAUAAAGACUUGUAUAUUACAGUACUUAGUUAUUUGUUAUUGUACAAUGAUAGGUCAAUUUGUAUACUUUAUAGUAGUACUUCAUCCACAGAGUUACCCAUGUUACUAAGGAUUUGCCUAUUUUCGAAAUUAACUGCUGCUGCUGGUAAAGAACUUGAGGUUUUUAAAUGACUGAAGUUCUGUAAGCAAGUGUUCCUAUGAUUUUUAAUAAAAUAAAAUAUUCACUUGUUCAUUUAAUUUUUAAGAAAAAACUAAAAGAUUCACUCAACUUUUGUAGUUACUGUUCUUUUUGUUCAUUGGAAGAGCUAAAUUUAACUGUGAAAGUGCAUUACACAUUACGUUUUAAAAAAAAAUGUAUUUUCACACCGAUUUAUGGCAUGCUUGCAAGCUUGGUCUUUUGUAUAGAUCAAGGCUUCAGUUGAUAGUAUGAACUAACUUGCCUUUCAGAAUCAUGACUACUGACACAAAAUUCCAAAUAUGGUUAUGAUGGCAUUGUAGUUUGUAAUUAUCCUUAAUAUACCAGUGUGUAAGCAGAAAUUACUAAUCAAUAUCGUAAGGUGUUGCAUUGUUGUGCAUCCUGUCCAAACAAGUUUGUGAAUCAUAGUAAUGGAGCACUGUAUACUAAUAGAAAUAAGUCCACAGUAUUUUUAGGGGACAUCAUUGAGAAGUGACAGGAUUUUGUGGCCUUUUUUAAAGUUUUAUAAAAGCACAUACCUUGUAAUGUACUAAGUUUUUAAGAGCACAACAGUGAUUUGAAUCAACAUAAAUAUAAUUAUUAAUAAACAGUUUAACCUGA
Messenger RNA from Macrobrachium nipponense, 4983 nucleotides. RefSeq names its product putative RNA-binding protein Luc7-like 1. Bases 339 to 1394 code for a protein of 351 amino acids. The record is from RefSeq and is a predicted model, not a curated record. The transcript is spliced from 11 exons. Gene Ontology annotation, molecular function: mRNA binding. NCBI's taxonomy places the organism in Eukaryota, Metazoa, Arthropoda, Malacostraca, Decapoda, Palaemonidae. Gene Ontology annotation, biological process: mRNA splice site recognition. Gene Ontology annotation, cellular component: U2-type prespliceosome; U1 snRNP.